Molecule: messenger RNA, 1056 nt
Organism: Lottia gigantea (owl limpet)
Lineage: Eukaryota; Metazoa; Mollusca; Gastropoda; Lottiidae
Exons: 1
Coding region: 1-1056 (351 amino acids)
Biological process (GO): negative regulation of transcription by RNA polymerase II
Cellular component (GO): cytosol
Molecular function (GO): protein-folding chaperone binding
Source: RefSeq, a predicted model, not a curated record
AUGAUGGGAAAAGACUAUUACCAAAUUCUUGGUAUCACCAAGUCUUCAAAUGAAGAUGAAAUCAAAAAAGCUUACAAGAAAAUGGCGUUGAAAUAUCACCCCGACAAAAACAAAUCACCAGGUGCUGAGGAAAAAUUUAAAGAGAUAGCAGAAGCUUAUGAUGUGUUGGGAGACCCGAAGAAACGAGAAGUAUUUGAUAAGUAUGGAGAAGAGGGAUUGAAAGGUGGAAUGCCAGGCGGACAAGCAAAUGGCCCAAUGCCUGGUGGAGGUGGAAGAGCUGGAACUGGAAAUACCUACCACUAUACUUUCCACGGAGAUCCUCACCAAACAUUCAAAAUGUUUUUUGGAGAUGAUGACCCAUUUAGAAGUUUUUUCGGAGGUCACCAAGGAUUUGGAGGAUUGGGAGGACAUGAACAUAUGGAGGUGGAUGACGAUCCGUUUGGACACUUUGGCAGAGGUGGUGGUAUGAACAUGAUGGGUGGUAGACAACCUCAAAGAUCUAAACGCCAAGAUCCUGCUAUUGUCAAAGAAUUACAGACGCCUAUGGAGGAGAUAUUAAAUGGUGCUACCAGAAAAUUAAAGAUAACCAGGAAAGUUAUGAAUUCUGAUGGUCGAUCUGUAAGGACUGAAGACAAGAUAUUAACUGUGGAGAUUAAAAAAGGAUGGAAAGCUGGAACCAAAAUAACAUUUCCUAAAGAAGGUGAUCAAAGCCCGAAUAGUGUUCCAGCAGAUGUUGUAUUUAUAAUAAAAGAUAAACCUCAUCCACUCUUCAAACGAGAAGGUUCAGACAUUCGUUACAAGGCAACAUUGCCUUUAAGAGAUGCUUUGUGUGGUGGAACUAUAAAUAUACCAACAUUAGAUGGACGACAAAUUCCAUUGAAUUUAUCUGAAGUUGUGAAACCACAGACUGUUCGUAGAAUUCAAGGAGAAGGACUACCUCAUCCAAAACAACCAUCGAAACGUGGUGAUCUUAUCAUAGAAUUUGACAUUAAAUUUCCAAGUAACAUUAGUCCAUCAGUACGUAGUAAAUUAAAGGAACUAAUACCAACAUCAUAA